AUGCUUGGUCAUCGUUUGAUCACCAAACAAACUUCACAAUCAGGUGUCCUCGUCAGUAAAGUUAUGGUUGCAGAAUCUGUUAGUAUUGUCCGAGAAACUUACUUUUGUAUCUUACUGGACAGAAACCAUAAUGGACCUGUAAUCAUAGCAUCUCCUGAAGGAGGAAUGGAUAUUGAAACUGUUGCUGAAGAGACUCCGCACCUCCUCAAAACAGUACCUGUCGACAUAAAUGUUGGGCUCACCAACUCUAUGGCUAAUGAAAUUGCGGAGUUCCUGCUCUUCAAAGGAGAUAUGAAGUCCAAGGUUGUGAAUCAGAUUAAGAAUCUUUAUGAUAUGUUUGUAAAACUUGAUGCUGUUCAAAUAGAAAUCAAUCCUCUGGUUGAAACCGACAAGAAUAAUGUGAUUGCUGUAGAUGCCAAAAUACAACUUGAUGAUAAUGCUGAGUUUCGCCAACGAGAAGUAUUUAAAUUAGAUGAUAUCUCUGAAUCAAACCCUUUAGAAGUACGAGCUGCCCAACACAAUCUGAAUUACGUCAGUAUGGAUGGAAGCAUAGGUUGUCUUGUAAAUGGUGCUGGCUUGGCCAUGGCUACAAUGGACAUCAUCAAGUUGCAUGGUGGAGAGCCUGCAAAUUUUUUGGAUGUGGGUGGUGGGGUCACUGAAAAUCAGGUUCUCAACGCAUUUAGUAUAUUGACCUCUGAUUCAAAAGUUAGAUCCAUCUUGGUCAAUGUUUUUGGAGGAAUUGUGAACUGUCGCACCAUUGCUGCAGGUGUGAUUGGUGCCGCCAAAGAAAUGGGAUUGAAUAUUCCUUUGAUCGUUAGAUUAGAAGGUACCAAUGUACAAGAAGGGAAGCAGCUACUUGAGUCUUCAGGUUUGCCUAUUCAGUUCGCAGAUAAUUUAGAUCAAGCUGCUCUCAAAGCAGUGUCAAGUGCUUAGUGCUUCAAUUUUUUAUUGUUUCUUUCGUUUUUUACUUUUUUGUACUCUUACUUACCUAUCGAUUAUUGUUUCUCUGUUUAGCCCUUCUCUCAAAUCAAAAUUCUAUUAAGAAGUGUAUUUUUCAACAAAA
This is a messenger RNA of Bemisia tabaci, 1063 nucleotides long. The record is from RefSeq and is a predicted model, not a curated record. NCBI's taxonomy places the organism in Eukaryota, Metazoa, Arthropoda, Insecta, Hemiptera, Aleyrodidae.